Molecule: messenger RNA, 2560 nt
Organism: Bicyclus anynana (squinting bush brown)
Lineage: Eukaryota; Metazoa; Arthropoda; Insecta; Lepidoptera; Nymphalidae
Gene: Rs1
Product: probable ATP-dependent RNA helicase DDX27
Exons: 15
Coding region: 184-2535 (783 amino acids)
Molecular function (GO): nucleic acid binding; RNA helicase activity; ATP binding
Source: RefSeq, a predicted model, not a curated record
UAAACGAACAACAGACAACCCUGAAAUUAACCUCAAAACUGGAAAGUGGUGGUCUUUUAAAUUUUGAUUAUUUCCUAUUUCUUUUUUUAGCCGAAAUGUAAUUAUUGUUUAAGUGUAAAAAGCCGACGAAUAAAACUUACGUACUUCUUAUUCUUAAGCCUCAGUCAAAUUUUACUAUUAACAAUGGAAGUGGAAGGAUUUCCAGGUUUAAUAAAAACAAUCACUGAUGAUCAGGAAGUAGAAGAUUUCUCUGAAGAAUCCGACGUUGAAGAAGAGUAUCAACCUUCAAAACAAAAAGUGAAAAGGAAAGCUGAUUUUGACCCAAACUUUAAAUUUGUUGGUUCUGUAGAAGAAUAUAACAGGGACCCAUGGGAUGACUUACACAAGUAUGUGCGUAGAAAUGUAAAAAGAACCCUCGACCAGAAGAUUGAGCAGAAGAGAGCCGAGGUCAAGGUUAAAGGCAAUAUUGAUGUGGACACAGAUUCAGAGGGUGACACUAAAGAUGUUGAUGUAGAUGAACUAGAAAUAUCAGACGAUGAACUCAAGAAAGAUGAAAUCAAAACUAAACAGAAGAAGUUAACAAAAAAGCAAAAACUCAAGGAGCAGCUAAAGGAAGAUGAAAGCCAAGGUGCCAAAAUAGAGUACGACUCAGAUUUCUUUGAGGAACCACCACCAUACGAUGAGAAGGCAUCAUUUUAUAUGAUGAAUCUGUCGAGGCCCCUGCUGAAGGCAAUAGGCAGUCUCAACUAUGUCCACCCCACACCUGUACAAGCAGCUACAAUUCCUAUAGCUUUAUUAGGUAAGGACAUCUGCGCGUGCGCGGCGACGGGCACGGGCAAGACGGCGGCGUACAUGCUGCCCAUACUGGAGCGGCUGCUGUACAAGGCGGGCGGCGAGCGCGUCACGCGCGUGCUGGUGCUGGUGCCCACGCGCGAGCUGGGCGCGCAGGUUCACUCAGUGACAAGACAAUUGUCCCAAUUUACGCCUGUAACCAUUGGGUUGUCAGUUGGAGGUCUGGAUGUCAAAUAUCAGGAGAGCGUGUUACGUCACAACCCGGACAUCGUCAUCGCGACCCCGGGCCGUCUCAUAGACCACAUCCGAAACACGCCGUCGUUUGGUUUGCACUGUAUCGAAGUAUUGGUUUUGGAUGAAGCAGACAGGAUGCUCGACGAGUAUUUCGCCGAGCAGAUGAAGGAGAUCAUCCGCCAGUGCUCGCCCAAGCGCCAGACCAUGCUGUUCUCUGCCACCAUGAGCGAUGAGGUCAAGGACCUUGCCGCAGUGUCUCUGAACAAACCCGUCAAAUUGUUCCUCGACUCUAACAAGGACGUCGCUUUCAAUUUGAGACAGGAAUUCGUUAGGAUCCGGCGCGAGCGCGAGUCUGACCGCGAGGCCCUGCUGGCGGCGCUGGUGUGCCGCACCUUCCGUGACCGCGCCGUCAUCUUCGUGCAGACCAAGAAGCAGGCGCACCGUCUGCACGUCGCGCUGGGACUGCUGGGCAUCAAGGUGGCAGAGCUGCACGGAGCGCUGAACCAGCCGCAGCGGCUGGACUCGCUGAAGCGCUUCAAGGAGGAGCAGGUGGACGUGCUGGUGGCGACGGACGUGGCGGCGCGCGGGCUCGACAUCCCCGGCGUCAAGACCGUGCUCAACUUCACGCUGCCUGCCACGCUGGAGCACUACAUACACAGGGUGGGACGCACGGCGCGGGCGGGUCGCGCCGGCGUGUCGGUGUCGCUGGCGGGCGAGGCGGAGCGCGCGCUGGUGAAGGCCAUCGUGCGGCGCGCGCGGCGCCCCGUCAAGUCGCGCCAGGUGCCGCCCGACAUCGUCGCCAAGUACCGGGAGAAGCUCAACCGGCUGGAGCCCGAGAUCGCAACGAUCCUAGAUGAAGAAUACGCGGAGAAGCAACUGAAGAAAAUGGAGAAACAGACCACCAAGUUAGAAAGCGCUAUCAAGAAGGAGGACGGAGGCCCCAAGGUCGAGAUCCAACGCCAGCACGACUGGUUCCAGACGCCCAAACAGAAGAGAGAGGAGAAGGAGCGGCUGGCGCUGACACAACACCCUGGGAAAGUUGACAAAGCCCAGAAGGGCAAAGGCAAGAAACGCAAGCGGGGCGACGACUCCGACGACGAAGACAUUAACAAGAACAAGAAGAAGAAACAAACCAAGCACGCGCCCAAAGACACAGCAGAGGAACGAGUCAGGAGAGAAAUGGAAAAGGUGGCAUUACUCCAAUCGCGAAUGGAGAAGAGGAAGAAGAAACAAAAAAGAAUUCGCGCCGUAGAAGAGGACGACGAACGGCCGGCCAGAACCGCAAACAGAAAACCUAACAAAUCCAAGAAAAAGCAAUCAAACUUCGCCAGCGACCUCACUGAUACCUCACGCACUUCCACCAAGCGUCUGAGGUACGAGGCGAACAGGGUACAGAAAGGCAAGCCCUUACAAAAUGGUAAACCUUUCCAAAAGGGCAAAGGAAAGACAACGAAAGGCAAAACGUUCGGAAAACCGCAAUCUGGCAAAAAAGGUUCCCGUAAGAAAUAGUAAAUACACUUAAUUAUUAAACUGA